AUGUCCCCCUUUUUCCUCCUCCAGAUCAUGACAGACACACAACAGGCUAAACAGUCGCUGGCUGACAUUGAAGCUCGCCAUGAGGACAUUAUCAAGUUGGAAAAAAGCAUCAAAGAGCUGCAUGACAUGUUUAUGGACAUGGCCAUGCUUGUAGAGAGCCAGGGCGAGAUGAUUGACAGAAUAGAGUUCAAUGUAGACCAGGCGGUAGACUACAUCGAAACAGCCAAGGCGGAUACCAAGAAGGCCGUUAAAUACCAGAGCGCAGCACGAAAGUUCUUCAUUCCCAUCGGAAUUCUUAGCUGGGCCGGGUUUUUGUGGUAUCCGCUUGGACUUUUGGCAUACGUGCCAUCUGUUUAA
Molecule: messenger RNA, 357 nt
Organism: Dibothriocephalus latus
Lineage: Eukaryota; Metazoa; Platyhelminthes; Cestoda; Diphyllobothriidea; Diphyllobothriidae
Source: the annotation of a GenBank genome assembly